GCAUGGCUUUCGCACGUCGGGUUGUACUGGCGCUCUUGGUCGCUGGCUGCCAGAGCUGGAAGCUGCCGCCCGUCAAUCAGGGACGGCGUGCCCAGUUCUACACGCAGCAGAGCGACGGCGCCUACAAGUACGGCUUCGACAGCGCGGAGGGCCUCUUCCAGGUGCAGGAGGGCGGCCCGACCAACGAGGUGCGUGGCGAGUUCGGUGCCGAUGGCGGCAAGACUGAGUACACCGCGGGCGUCGGCGGCUUCGUGGUGACCUCGCACAAGAAGCCGACUUCACGGGGCGUACCCACGCGAGCCUACCAGGCAGCUCACAAGAACGCUGCACCCGUCCGGUUUGCCACGCUGGAGGAGCUCACCACCCCUCCCAAGCCGGUGGCGGACACUCCCGAGGUAGCCGCCGCCAAGAGGCAGUUCCAGGCGGCCUACAACGCCGCCGCCGCCGCCGCAGAGGCCGCCCCCGACACCAACAUCAUCACAGCUUCGGCCAAGCAGCCGUCCGGCCUGUACAUCGCGCCGGCCGUCACCCGGGGGAACACCCGCCGCCUUGUCCAGCCGGCCGUCACCCGGGUGCAGACCCGCCGGCCUGUGCAGCCGGCCGUCACCUACGGCCAGAGCUCCAGGCCAGUGGAGAUCGCCCACGUGCGCUCCUCUCAGGGCGAGGACGGGUCUUACCAGUUCUCGUACGAGACCAGCGACAGCUCCCGACACGAAUCGGCCGAUAGCGCCAACAACGUUCAGGGCAACUUUGAGUUCGUCGCUGACGACUGCCCAGCGCCGGCGCGUGGAUUAUAGAGCGGGCGCCGAGACCUGGCUUCAUCGCCUCGGGAGCCCACCUGCCCGUGUCCGUGAAGGACACCGCCGACGUGGCCGCCGCCAAGGCGUC
Pollicipes pollicipes is the source of this 888-nucleotide messenger RNA. RefSeq lists its product as uncharacterized. The transcript has 2 exons. Gene Ontology annotation, molecular function: structural constituent of chitin-based larval cuticle. Bases 3 to 797 code for a protein of 264 amino acids. NCBI's taxonomy places the organism in Eukaryota, Metazoa, Arthropoda, Thecostraca, Pollicipedomorpha, Pollicipedidae. The record is from RefSeq and is a predicted model, not a curated record. Gene Ontology annotation, cellular component: chitin-based extracellular matrix.